GUAAAGCCACUGCAAUCCAAAGAAUCAUUCAAACUGGUCGAGAUGUUCAUCGAAAGCUUCCUGCUGCUAUUGGCGCUUAACUCCCUGUCCGCAGGACGAGUAAACCGGCCGGAAGGACGCAUCAUCGGCGGAGGACCCAUUGAAAUAGAACAGGCUCCCUGGCAGGUGUCCGUCCAAUAUAAUGGCGGCCAUCAUUGCGGUGGCUCCAUUUAUAGCGAAAAUAUCAUCGUUACUGCGGCCCAUUGCUUUUUCGGUAAAAACGACAGACGAGGAUUUAAAGUUCGCGCAGGAUCCGCCCUAGCAGAUUCCAAUGGAACUCUUGUCGAUUUGGCCGCUAUAAAAGUCCACGAAAACUUUGGGCUUGAUAUAAAUAUGGACGACAUCGCCAUCGCGAGGUUAAGUAAGCCACUUGAGUUCACAAGCAAAGUUCAGCCCAUUCCUUUGGCUAAGUCGAAUCCUUCUCCUGGAUCAAUUGCCUUCGUCUCCGGCUGGGGAAAGUCAUAUAUUUUUAACAAUGGGAAGAUGUCAUCUCCAAAACAACUUCAAGGAUUAACCCUGCGCAUUGAAAGCCCUUUCACCUGUUCACCUUUCACCGGUUCCUCACAACUAUGCGCAGGAACUUAUGGGAAAACGGUUUGCGAAGGCGAUUCUGGAGGACCAUUGGUGGUUAACAAACAACUUGUGGGUGUUGUCUCUUGGGGUAAACAAGGUUGCUCAUCUAGAGCAUUCUUCGCCAGUGUUCCUUAUUACCGUGAAUGGAUCUUAAACGCAAUUGCCUCAAUUCAGUAACACUUUCAUGUAAUGUCAGCGAAACCAAAUAAAUAAAUAUUCCGAAAAGCAUCUGCUCAAAGCAAAA
Messenger RNA from Drosophila santomea, 856 nucleotides. Its product is annotated as trypsin delta-like. The record is from RefSeq and is a predicted model, not a curated record. Lineage: Eukaryota; Metazoa; Arthropoda; Insecta; Diptera; Drosophilidae. The transcript has a single exon. Gene Ontology annotation, biological process: proteolysis. Bases 43 to 789 code for a protein of 248 amino acids. Gene Ontology annotation, molecular function: serine-type endopeptidase activity.